Messenger RNA from Bufo bufo (common toad), 1581 nucleotides. Its product is annotated as E3 SUMO-protein ligase ZBED1-like. The record is from RefSeq and is a predicted model, not a curated record. Gene Ontology annotation, molecular function: protein dimerization activity. The coding region runs from base 1 to 1581 and encodes 526 amino acids. The transcript has 3 exons. NCBI's taxonomy places the organism in Eukaryota, Metazoa, Chordata, Amphibia, Anura, Bufonidae.
AUGACGCUGAAAGGCCAGAAUAAAGACACAGCGGCUGCCGCUCUACAAAACAAAGAACAAGCAAGCCGAACAAGCCAGAGCAUAAUUCCAGAUGUAUUUGCGAGUAUCACGCCAUAUGCCAAGUCUUCACAGCGACAUAAAGAAAUCACUGACGCCAUAACCCAAUGCUUGUCAAGAGACAUGAUGCCAUUAUACACAGUUAGCAAAGUGGGAUUUCAGAAACUGAUCCACACUCUGGACAAGAGGUAUCAGCUGCCCUCACGAAACUACUUCUCUCAAACAGCUAUCCCCGAGCUUUACAGCAAAUGCUGUGAUGCAGUUCAACAGGAAAUGGCUGGGGUGAAAGUAUUUUCCACCACUACGGACUUGUGGUCAAGCAGAACAACUGAACCAUAUAUUAGUCUAACUGUGCACUUUGUCAAUGAGGAGUUUCAACUGAAAAGCCGUUGCCUGCAAACAUCCUAUUUUCCUGAUGACCACACAGGAGAGAACAUAGCCUUGGGCUUGAAGGAGGCAUUGGCUGCAUGGAACCUCUGUGAAGAUCAUCAGGUCGCUAUCACAACAGACAAUGGAACGAAUAUAGUAAAAGCUGUGGAGCUUAAUCAGUGGACAAGAUUUCAGUGCUUUGGGCAUAGACUUCAUCUGGCCAUUGGAAAUGCCAUGAAGAAUAGGGCUCAUGCACAAUGUAUCAGCAGGGCUCUUGGGAUAUGCAGGAAGUUGGUGGGCCACUUCUCCCAUAGCUGGAAGAAGAGGGUGGCCUUGAGGGAGGCACAAAGAGAACUCGACCUUCCAGAACAUGCUAUGGUGACCGACUGCUCAACAAGAUGGGGUUCCACUCAGAAAAUGAUAGCACGAGUCAUAGAGCAGCAAAAUGCUCUGUCCAAGAUUCUCUCCACAGACCGUAAAGUGAGACACCUACUGCCCUCAUGGCAGGACCUGGAGGUUUUGGAAUCUGUUAACAAGGCCCUCAGUCCACUACAAGAUUUCACAGAUGCCCUAUCAGGUGAAAGUUAUGUAAGCAUUUCCUGUGUCAAGCCUGCUCUCAAUCUCCUGAACACUUCUGUGUUGGCUGAAGAGGACACUGACCUAACCAAGUCACUAAAAUCAAGAAUUCUACAGUACCUUAAUGAGAAAUAUGAAGUCACCCAAGACCUGUUAAACAUGGCAUCUUUUAUGGACCCACGGUUCAGAACACAGUACCUGUCAGCCGAUGAGACCCAGAGCAUCAAAGAUCGAGUCAUCGCUGAGUUGCAGGAACUUCAGCAGCAUCAGCCUGAACCCCAAAGCACUGCAGCGAUGGAGGGGGAUAGUCAUGUGGGAAACCCACCUGCUGCGAAAACCAAGAAGAAAAGUCUUGCAAGUUUUUUCAAGGAAUCUACACGUGCAGCAGCACCACUGCCGUCAGGCAACACUGCAUUUGAUCCCAUAGAACAGUUUAGAGAAGCAGUGGCUGCAGAACUCAAUAUUUACAUUUAUAUGCCACUAAUAGAUCAUGGAGAAGAUCCUUUGAAAUGGUGGAAGUUUCACAAGAACAACUUCCCUAGGCUAUGCAAAUUAGCACAAAAAUAUCUGUGUAUCUAA